Molecule: messenger RNA, 1000 nt
Organism: Esox lucius (northern pike)
Lineage: Eukaryota; Metazoa; Chordata; Actinopteri; Esociformes; Esocidae
Gene: cfap68
Product: chromosome 7 C11orf1 homolog
Exons: 4
Coding region: 87-521 (144 amino acids)
Cellular component (GO): nucleus
Source: RefSeq, a predicted model, not a curated record
CAACAAGAGAGAAGCAGUAAUUCUGUCCUCAGCCUAGUGCACCUGUGCUCGCGGUUAAACGCAGUCCACUCAGCGCAGUCAUCAGAAUGUCGUUUCCAUUGACCUCCUCCCCGUUCCACUACAUGCUCCGUGCAUCCGGUCAGAGUGAGGUAUGGAGCGACGAGCGGCCGGAGGACAAGUUCCAUCAGUACGGCUGGCGCUGUGGAACCAAUGAGGAUGGAUAUGGCAGCGGUACUCUGAUCGGUAACUGGGUCGAACAAUGGAAUGACAUAACUCACUACCGGAAAGCUAGACCAUUACCCUCAAAGUUCUCUCAUUACUUUGACACCACAUACUCCUCAUCCUUUAAUCAAGAAAAGAAGAGACCCCUGAACACUAUGACUAGGGGGUCCAGGAGUUUCCCAGGGCACCAGCCAGAGUUAGACCCCCCGCACACCAAGACCCCCCCAAACUCCUGCUACCGCAGGGAUUACCCUGCACACACACACAACCUCCACACACACCCCAUCAGGGAGUAUUAAACUGCAGGAUUUCAGGGGUUAGAGUGUUCUCUAGUUGUUAUCUAUCUGACCUCAGAUCUCAAUCUGGGUUAGGGUUAUAUUUAGGGUACUAGGUUGCUAAAUUGAGAUCCAGGGGUUAGGGUCACCCAAGCACCUUAACCCGUACCUGACCUUUGAUCUCAAUUUGGCACCCCAGCAACCUAACCCCUAUCUGACCUCAGAUCUCAAUCUGGCACCCCAGCACCCUAACUCCUGUUUGAUUUUGAAACCCUCUACAACUUGCCUGAAUCCUCAAUCUCAAGUCCAAGCCUUAUUCCCAUUUUACUUGUAACCACUAUCUGACACGUAGAACCCUUACCACUAUCUGACACUUAGAACCCUAACCACUAUCUGACACGUAGAACCCUAACCACCAGAGAUGGGGACAAGUCACACAUGGUCAAGUCCAAGCAAGUCUCAAGUCUAAACCAUCAAGUCUAGAGUCAAGUCUCAAGUCACAG